This is a messenger RNA of Microthlaspi erraticum, 624 nucleotides long. Lineage: Eukaryota; Viridiplantae; Streptophyta; Magnoliopsida; Brassicales; Brassicaceae. The record is from the annotation of a GenBank genome assembly.
AUGGAGAUCACACAUAGCUCUUCUCUCAAGCCUUUUAACUUCACUCUUCUUCUUCUUUGGCUAUCACAUGUUCAGGCUGCUCAAUCUUUCACAAAUUUCAUAUUUGGAGACUCAUUGGUAGAUGUUGGAAACAACAACUAUAUAUUUACAUUGUCGAAAGCUGAUUCUUCUCCUUAUGGCAUCGACUUUGGACCUUCCAAUGGCCAACCCACCGGAAGAUUCACUAAUGGUCGAACCAUUUCUGAUAUCGUAGGUGAAGCCUUAGGAGCAAAAUCAGCACCACCUCCAUAUCUUGAACCAAACACUGAGGCUAACACAGUUUACAAUGGAAUCAACUAUGCUUCUGGUGCGGCUGGAAUCUUGGAUGAUACUGGACUUUUUUUCAUCGGAAGAGUUCCGUUGAGGGAACAAGUGAGUAAUUUUGAGAAGAGUAGAGAAGAUAUGGUAAGAAUGAUUGGUGAAAAUGGGACAAAAGAGAUGUUGAAGGAGGCAAUGUUCUCAAUCACAAUUGGGUCGGACUCCUUACCUCUUCCGGUUCCCAAAUUGGUCCAUUUGAUGUUCCUCCCUUGGAUUGAGACCGUUUCACUCAUGUUUGUCCUCAUAGUCAUGUGUAGAACCUAUUAA